Molecule: messenger RNA, 2561 nt
Organism: Nomia melanderi (Alkali bee)
Lineage: Eukaryota; Metazoa; Arthropoda; Insecta; Hymenoptera; Halictidae
Source: RefSeq, a predicted model, not a curated record
GCAAUAUGCUGGGUGACGUCAACAUCUCCGCGAUAUUGGACUCGUUCUCCGUCAGUUACGAUAAAAGAGUAAGGCCGAACUACGGAGGUCCACCAGUGGAGGUCGGCGUCACCAUGUACGUCCUCAGCAUCAGCUCCGUGUCCGAAGUGUUGAUGGACUUCACGCUGGAUUUCUACUUCCGGCAAUUCUGGACGGACCCGAGGCUCGCGUUCAAGCCGCGGACGGGCGUCGAGACGCUGAGCGUCGGCUCGGAGUUCAUCAAGAACAUCUGGGUGCCCGACACCUUCUUCGUCAACGAGAAGCAGUCGUACUUUCACAUCGCCACCACCAGCAACGAGUUCAUUCGUAUUCAUCACUCGGGAAGCAUCACGCGUAGUAUACGUUUAACGAUCACAGCAUCGUGUCCAAUGAACCUGCAGUACUUUCCAAUGGACCGACAGCUCUGCCAUAUCGAGAUCGAGAGCUUUGGAUACACAAUGCGCGAUAUUCGGUACAAAUGGAACGCCGGCCUACAGUCGGUCGGCAUCUCGAACGAGGUGGAACUUCCGCAGUUUCGCGUGCUCGGUCACAGGCAACGACAUUCAACCAUACACCUAUCUACAGUCGGAUACACCAUGAGGGACAUCCGGUACAAGUGGAACGAGGGCCCGAACAGCGUCGGUGUCAGCAACGAGGUCUCCCUCCCUCAGUUCAAGGUCCUUGGUCACCGUCAACGAGCCAUGGAGAUUAGUCUGACUACCGGAAAUUAUUCGCGGCUGGCCUGCGAGAUCCAGUUCGUACGGUCGAUGGGCUACUACCUGAUUCAAAUCUACAUUCCCUCGGGGUUGAUCGUCAUAAUAUCAUGGGUGAGCUUUUGGCUGAACCGAAACGCGACCCCCGCUCGGGUGGCCCUCGGAGUAACCACUGUGCUCACCAUGACGACCCUAAUGUCCUCGACGAACGCGGCGUUACCAAAAAUCUCCUACGUGAAGUCCAUCGACGUCUAUUUGGGAACCUGUUUCGUCAUGGUGUUCGCCUCUUUGCUCGAAUACGCGACGGUGGGCUACAUGGCAAAGAGGAUCCAAAUGAGGAAGAAUCGCUUCCAAAAAAUCGCGGAGAGUAUGAAGGCGGCGAGAGAGAAUCCAGGACCGCCCGGAGUGCCCGGUGAUCACGGAGACCACGCGCCUAAGCAAACUGAGGUGCGGUUCAAGGUACACGACCCAAAGGCACACAGCAAAGGUGGAACACUCGAGAACACCAUAAACGGACGAGCCGACGAGGAGGCAGCGCCCGCACCGCAACAUCUCAUUCAUCCUGGCAAAGAUAUCAGCAAACUUUACGGUGUCACGCCGUCGGAUAUCGAUAAGUACUCCCGCAUCGUGUUCCCGGUGUGCUUCGUCUGUUUCAACUUGAUGUAUUGGAUCAUCUACCUGCACAUCAGCGACGUCGUGGCGGACGAUCUAGUGUUGCUCGAAGAGGCGAAGUAAAACCUAGAAACGGAACGGUGCGCGCGUACCAAACAGGACGUGCGUUCAAAGACAGAGACGAAAGUAUUAAUUAAAACAAGAAGCAAGCGAAACACAAAACGAAAAAAACAAAAGAAAAAGAACAUAACGAAAAACAGAAGAGAAGAAUAGAGGAGGGAAAAAGGGAACUAAGGGUGGUGGGGCAGACGGUGAGAUCAGUUCGCGAGAUGGAGACAGGAGAAAGCAGAGAAAUCAGAGAUUAAUGUUCCGCAAAGGGGAACGGACUAAAAAAUAACGCUGUGAUUAUUAUCGAGACGAAAGCAGGUAAAAGAAUUGUAUAAAUUAAACUUGGAGAAUCGAUGGUUAAUUGUAACGAAACGAGAAAAGGAAAGAAGAAGAAAAUAAAAGUGACGUAUCGAGGAUAGAAGCGAAUCGUCGAUUCAGUUCACGAUAUAGAAAGUGUCAGACUAAAGAAAACUUCGCCGGAGGCCCGAGAAACGAGCUGCACUUCGAUUAGGAGGUAGAAAGAACAAAACGGUCGUCGAGAUCGAUCGCACGACUAAAAAAAUCGCGCGCUGUGACUUAACUUCGUGACACCCCAACCGUAAACGCAAUUCCGAUCGUAAAAUUCCCCUGCGAAGUGAUAUCUUCGAUUCCGACGAUUUCCCCAAACUCGCUGACUGUCCCCGUGGAUACGUUCGAUCGCAAUUCGGACUAGUGGCGUCCGCGGGCAUCAUGAAAUCGAAGUAACGGGAUCCACCGAACGGCGCAUUCCACGAACGUGCAUACCUUAAAAACAUUGCCAGAGUCUAGGUAACGUAGCUCUUAAACAAAAAAUGAAGGAAAGGGAGAGAGGGAGAAAGUGAGAGUGAGCGAGUGUGCGUGCGUGUGCAUGCGUGUGCGUGCGUGCGUGCGUGUAUAUGUGUGAGAGAGAAGGGCAAGAAAGAGAGAAAGAGAGUGAGGGGGAGAUAAAGAAAGAGAGUGAGGGCGAGAGAGAGAAAGAGUGUGAGGAGGAGAGAGAGAGAAAGAGAGAGAGAGAAAGGGAUACCUUCGAUAUAAACACUUGUCAAUUUAGCUACCAUUAUAUACAUACAUAAAUAUAAAUAAAUAGUAACG